Mobula hypostoma (lesser devil ray) is the source of this 2718-nucleotide messenger RNA. RefSeq names its product steroid 5 alpha-reductase 3 (gene srd5a3). Gene Ontology annotation, cellular component: endoplasmic reticulum. Gene Ontology annotation, molecular function: 3-oxo-5-alpha-steroid 4-dehydrogenase activity. The transcript has 5 exons. The record is from RefSeq and is a predicted model, not a curated record. NCBI's taxonomy places the organism in Eukaryota, Metazoa, Chordata, Chondrichthyes, Myliobatiformes, Myliobatidae. Bases 16 to 1320 code for a protein of 434 amino acids. Gene Ontology annotation, biological process: polyprenol catabolic process; dolichol-linked oligosaccharide biosynthetic process.
GAUUCUGAUGAUUUCAUGAACUUGUAUCAGGUGUCACUUCUCCACUUUUUUUCGCCCGUCUCCACCCACCCAAGCACCCAAUUCCCCUCCCAAACGACGGCUACAUUUGGGAGACUGUUCCCUACCAGCAGAAGGUCAUCCCCCGUUCAAGGCUAUGAUUACCCAGCAGCUGACCGCCCGGAGCCGCAAGCCCUGGUGCAAAACCAAAGCUGUGCAGACGCCGGCCUGUUAUGUUCCGCUCUGCUGCGGGAUUUCACGGCAGCUACAAAGCGGUCCUAUCCGCCUCUGGUGCCGCCGGCGAUUACUUCAGCCUCGCCUCUCUCCCCUCCUCCUCGCCUCGCCUCGCCUCUCUCCCCUCCUCCUCCUCACCGUGGCAAGAUGUUCGUAGGAUCUGACUUGGGGAUCUUGGCCAUCGCCUGGCUAGUUGUCGCCGCGCUAUUUCUGAUCUUUAUUGUUUUCCCCGAUCUAUGUUCCGGUUCGGGUAUCUGGCGCGUUGUACUUAAAGACGCCAUGUGCUAUGGUAAAAGCAAACAGUAUUUCUUCCAGCGGCCGCCGUGGCUCCAGCGCCUAGAUAUCCCGAAGAGGUGGUUUUCUCAUUUCUAUGUGGUUUCAAUGAUGUGGAAUAGUUUUCUACUUAUAAUUACUUGUCAAAAUCUGUUUUUUGGUCAACCUUUCCCAUUAUGGUUUCAAAGACUGCUUAGUUUUCUUUCUGGAAGCGUGUCCCACUUAAAACCUGGUAAUGAAUUGUCUGUCCUGCUGGUUCAGAUAAUGUUGUUUGUGCAAGGUGUUCGACGCCUCAGAGAGUGCCUCAUUGUCUCUGUGUUUUCGAAUGGUAGCAUUCAUGUAGUACAGUAUUGUUGGGGUCUGGUUUACUACAUCCUUGUGGGUUUAACAGUGCAUUGUGAAGGACUCCAUGCUGGAUCAAAAGUAUUCACCAUUCGUGAUCUGAUCGCACAAGGACAGUGGUACCAUAUAGCUGGAAUAGCACUGUUUUUGUGGGCAACAAUUCAUCAGCACAAGAGUCAUAUGAUCCUUGCCAAUUUGAGGAAAAACAAAUCAGGUGAAGUGAUCAACUACAGGCAUAGCAUCCCAUAUGGUGACUGGUUUGAAUUCGUUUCUUGUCCACACUAUUUCGCCGAACUGCUGAUCUACUUUGCUUUAAGUGUAACCUUUAAAGGACAGCACUUUACAUGGUGGUUUGUAGUAUUGUAUGUAUUAUGCAGCCAUGUAUUGAUGGCAAUUCAAUCCCAUGAAUUCUAUGUCAAAAAAUUUGACAAUUAUCCCAAAACACGAAAAGCAUUCAUACCUUACAUAUUUUAAAUUUUCAUAAAAUACAGUAUACUUUUCCAUCAGUGUGUCGUGAGUUUUUUAAAAAAUUGUACCUGAUCCUAUAAAAUUCGCUGAAAUUAACUUCAAUGUGUAUUGUACAGCUUGGGUACCCCUUAUCCAAAAUGAUUGGGACCAGAAGUAUUUUGGAUUUUUUUAUAUGUUUGAAUAUAUAAUGAAAUAGCUUGGGAUAGCCAUCGUUUCUGACUCUGAAUUUAUGUGCUACCAUUAAGCUACCUUUGUCUUACACUUAUUCAAUGCUUCAGGUUCUGUGAACAAAAAAAUGUGUAACAGGCCAUUGAAUUCAUCAAAAAAUUAUAUAAUCUUCCAGAUCCUAUUUCUAUAUAAUGUCUAAUGUUAAUGCUAAUGUGAUGCAAUAUGUCAUAAAGCUGCCAGAUGGCAUCCCAAGAUGCUAUAUUCAGUUCAAAAGCCAAGUCAAGUUUAUUGUCAUUUAACUACAUACAUGAAUAUAACAUAUAUAACCAUAUAAUAUAUAUGUAGAAAUGAGACAAUGUUUCUUCAAACCAGGUAGAAAGCAGAGUAGUACACAUAACUGUUACAUACCUCAUGGAUAUCUUGUGACUGUCUUAUGACCAUGAUGUAAUUGAGUAGCUGAUGAGCAUGAUGGAAUGGUCUUUUGGAGGUCACGUGAUGACAUGUUCACCUCGGGUAUAAAAGGAGACCCCUGGGGUGACGCAGUUAGUUUUCCAGUUAGAACGUCAGCCAGAGACUCCGCUCCGCUGCGUAUUUGCCUUAUGACGCAGUUUUGAUUUAAAAGGGAGUUUUACGUUCUAUUAUGAGGUACAAAAGUGUUGGGCUGGCAGUUUAACUAAUCGCUGCCAGGUUUGUUGAUGUAUCUUUUCAGUAAUAUUGGAGAGUGAAGACAGGAGCCUGAAGGAGUCGUUCAGCGGAUUUGGAUAGGAUCAACCAUUAUUGAAUUCGUUCAAGAAAGAGUGAUCUGCAUGAGAUAGCCUCUGCUAAAAGCAGCAGAAAAGGCUGUGCAGUAUCUAGUAUCCAGAGGGAAAAGUCAGUGCCGUUAAACUGUUUUAUUUCCUUUGUUGUGAAUCCUGUGGACAAGGCAGGAUCCGGCUGGGUUUGGCAGUAAUGUCGUGUCUUCAAGGAAUUCUUUACUUCAGAAAAGUCUCUCCUAAUUGACUGUAUAAACCUCUUGGACUUUUGAAUUUACCAUUCUAAGAACUGUGUUUGAAUUUACCACCUUAAGAAUUGUUUUCGCAUUUAUCGCUUUAAGAACUAGUACUGAGUGGCAGUUUGUUGAAUGGCCACAUAGCAGUUUACUUCCAGUUAAGAUUUUCGUUUGUUUAUUUUUUUUAAUAUUGAGCAGAGUUUAAUAAAUGUUUGAUCAUCGUUAUAAAACCUGACCCGAUUGAUAUU